Capsicum annuum is the source of this 1210-nucleotide messenger RNA. Its product is annotated as haloacid dehalogenase-like hydrolase domain-containing protein 3. The coding region runs from base 207 to 752 and encodes 181 amino acids. Lineage: Eukaryota; Viridiplantae; Streptophyta; Magnoliopsida; Solanales; Solanaceae. The transcript has 8 exons. The record is from RefSeq and is a predicted model, not a curated record.
CCUAAUUAUGCAGCAGAAAACAACAGCUAUUAGGUGAACCAACUUCAGAAUAGUUUCCCUGGAAUGUUGAAGUGAGCUUAAAUGUGUUUCCUUAGCCUUUUCUUCAAGCAAACGUUUUAAUCCAGUGAAAAAAGGUCCAGCGAACACAUUAAUAUCGCUAUGUUACUUAAGAAAGAUUGCUAAAAGCACUUUAUCUAAUUUUAGGGAUGACAACUUCUCCAGCCGAAAUAAAGCAAGGUUUCAAAAGAGCUUUUGCUGCUCCAUGGCCAGAAAAUCUUCGUUAUCAGGAUGAUGGCCGACCUUUCUGGAAGCUUAUUGUUUCUGAAGCAACUGGUUGUAGUGACAAUACCUACUUUGAAGAAGUAUACGAGCACUAUGCAAGUGGUGAGGCAUGGCAUCUUCCAGCUGGAGCCUAUGACGCCAUAUUGAUUCUGAAACGUUCAGGAGUCAAACUGGCCGUUGUAUCCAACUUCGACACCCGGUUGAGGAAGAUAUUGAAAGAUCUGAAUGUGUUGGAUCUAUUUGAUGCUGUUAUCAUAUCGUCAGAAGUUGGACAUGAAAAACCAGAUAUAAAGAUAUUCAGAGCUGCUUUAGAUCAGAUCAGUGUGGAAGCAAUAAAAACUGUUCACGUCGGAGAUGAUGAAAAGGCUGAUAAAGGGGGAGCAACUGCUGCUGGAAUUGACUGCUGGCAAUGGGGUGUAGAUGUGAAGUCGUUCGCAGAUAUACAAAACCGCAUUCUAACAGCGCCCUAGCUUUUUUUCAUAAUGGCUCUACCAUCUGGAUGUUGUUUCCAUAACUGCAGAUACAACUUGACUACAAUCAAGUAUUACUUAUAGAGGAAGCAUCAAAAUACUGUUCGUCUUUGGGUGCCGAGGUGUUAUCGUUUAAUCAUCUAUGCUUCAGUUCUAAAUUAUAAAGUUAGGCUAUAGAGGCUUUUUAUUAGCAUCAUGCUUGGAGUUUUGCAUACUUGUACUGUUAUUAGACCAUGAUAAUAAGAGAAACAUCUAUGAGCAUCCAAAGUUGUUUUUGGAGGGAAUGAUUCAGUAAGCAAUCUGAAAACUCACCCCAAACGUUCAUUCCUUUUGAAUUCCCAGUUUUAAUCACAGCCUACUUUGGUUGUACUCAACUCUUUACAGUUUAAGUAUAUUUGUUGUUUGGUGUGAUUUGUAAAACUAGUUGAAGUAAGUAGCCUGUAAGCUAAUUUGGAGAA